GUUGGUGCACCUCGACAAAAGGCUUUCCCGUUGCAAAAAGCCAACAGAACUGGAGGACUGUUCAGCUGUAACAUCGAAACUCCAGAACUACCUUGCACACGUAUCCAAUUUGAUGAGACAGCUGACCUAACAAAAGAAAGCAAAGAAGAUCAAUGGAUGGGUGUAACUGUGCGAAGUCAGGGGCCAGGUGGGAAAAUUGUGACCUGUGCACAUCGCUACGAGAAAAGGUAUUAUGUCAACACUGAACAGGAAACCCGAGACAUCAUUGGGAGGUGCUACGUGCUGAGUCAGGAUCUUUCCAUUUCCGCCAAUGAGUAUAUGGAUGGUGGGGAAUGGAGCUUCUGUGAAGGCCGACCGAGGGGCCAUGAGAAAUUUGGCUCCUGCCAACAAGGUGUCGCGGCCACAUUUACCAAAGAUAAUCAUUACAUUGCAUUUGGUGCACCAGGGACCUAUAACUGGAAAGGCGUGGUGCGGGCAGAGCAAAAGAAUCACACCCUUGACGAAAUGGGCAUAUUUGAUGAUGGGCCUUAUGAACUCGGGGGUGAAAGCCUGCGAAGUGAAUCCCUGGUUCCUGUUCCUGCUAACAGUUAUUUAGGGUUUUCUUUGGACUCUGGAAAAGGGAUCGUUUCUAAGGAGGAGGUCACUUUUGUUUCUGGUGCCCCGCGAGCCAACCAUAGUGGGGCGGUGGUCCUGCUGAAAAAAGACAGUGACAUCCAGCGGGCCUUGUCCUCUGUACACAUAUUUGAAGGCGAAGGGCUUGCCUCUUCCUUCGGCUAUGAUGUGGCUGUUGUGGACCUCAACAAUGAUGGUUGGCAAGAUAUUGUGGUUGGAGCCCCACAGUAUUUUGAAAAAGAAGGAGGAAUUGGCGGUGCUGCAUAUGUGUAUAUUAAUCAGGAAGGCAAAUGGGACAGAGUAAACCCAAUUCGCCUCAAUGGAUCUAAAGAUUCCAUGUUUGGGAUUGCAGUUGAAAACGUUGGUGAUGUUAAUAAAGACGGCUUUCCAGAUAUUGCUGUGGGGGCUCCUUAUGAUGGAGAGUUUGGCAGGGUAUAUCUCUAUCAUGGCUCCAGGGAUGGAAUUAAAACAACACCAGCACAGACUCUUGAUGGCGCGACAAAUAAUGUGAUAUUCUUUGGGUAUUCUAUCACGGGAAAUAUGGAUCUUGAUGGAAACUCUUACCCUGACAUUGCUGUUGGAUCGCUUUCAGAUAGUGUUUCAGUUUACAGGUCAAGGCCUGUAAUAAGCAUUAAGAAAACCAUUAUGAUCUCUCCAGACAGAAUUGAUCUGAAUAUGAGGAACUGUGAAGCGUCCAGUAGCCUUUGCCUGAACAUUAGAUCAUGUUUUGAAUAUACAGCUAGCGAGCCUAACUUCAAUCAAAAAAUAAUUUUGAACUAUACAUUUGAAGCAGAAAGUGAGAGGAAGCAAUUAGGCUUGCCACCAAGAGUGCAUUUUUCUAAGCUUCGCUCUGUUCCAUUUAGUGGAAGUGUAACUCUCAAAGGACAGAAGGUGGAAGAGUGUGUGCCUAGCAGGCUCGAAUUAGAGGAAAAAAUCAAAGAUAAAUUGCGUCCAAUUCGUGUAUCUCUUAGCGUUGCAAUUCAUAGUCCUGAGACCUCUGUAAAACCCAGAAGAAGACAGGGAAGGUCACUGCCAGAUCUUACCCCAAUUCUGGAUGCCAAUGAGCCCAAAACUGUGCACUCAGAGGUGCAGUUUCUGAAAGAAGGCUGUGGAUCAGACAACAUAUGCCACAGCAAUUUGAAGAUGCAUUACAGAUUUUGCACCAAAGAGGGAAACGAGGACAGAUUUGCCUAUUUCCCCAUGGAAAACAAUGUUCCAGUGCUUGUUCUCAAAGACCAGAAAGAUAUCGCCCUUGAAAUCACAGUGACGAACAGUCCUUCCAGUGCCAUGGACCCCCUAAAAGAUGGCGAAGAUGCUCAUGAAGCGAGAUUUGUAGCAACCUUUCCAGACAGCUUGACUUAUUCUGCUUUCAGGGAGUGGAAGAGCUUUCCGGAAAAAAUCCUCUCCUGUGGUGCUAAUCCAAAUGGUUCUCAGGUGGAGUGUGAACUUGGAAAUCCUUUCAAAAGAAAUUCUACUGUUACAUUUUAUGUGAUUUUAAGUACAACCAAGGUUAACGUUGAUACGAAAGAGCUGGAUAUCAAUUUGAAACUGGAAACGACAAGCAAUCAGACUAAUUUGGAACCAAUUACCGCGAAAGCUAAAGUUGUUAUUGAACUGCUUUUAUCACUUACAGGGGUUGCUAAGCCUUCCCAAGUGUAUUUUGGAGGUAAUAUCGUUGGGGAAAGUGCAAUGAAAUCUGAAGAUAAUAUCGGUAGUUUAAUUGAAUAUGAGUUCAGGAUCACGAACCUAGGUAAACCACUGAAAACAUUUGGUACAGCUUUCUUGGAAAUUAUGUGGCCAAAAGAACUGAAAGGAGGGAAGUGGUUGCUAUAUUUGGUUUCCAUUCAUUCGAAGGAAUUAGGAGAAUUACAGUGUACUCCUCAAAAUGAAAUAAACCUUUUGAACGUUCAGCGGUCUCAAAAUUCACGGAUAAAACGUGAAGUUGCAGAGAAGCAGAUAGAGGGUAGCAAAAGCUUUUCUUUGUUUACAGAAAGAAAGUAUAAGACAUUGGAAUGCAAUGAAGAGGCAAACUGCGUCAACGUAACAUGUUCCUUGCAAGGCUUAGACAGUAAAGCCAUAGUAGUACUGCGCUCAAGGUUGUGGAACAGCACUUUUCUAGAGGAAUUCUAUAAAAUGAACUAUCUAGACAUUCCUGUUAGAGCUAGAAUUGGCAUUUCUGCUGCGGAUAACGUCAAGCUGGCAAAUGAAGCUACAAAUGUACGAGUUACUGUCUUUCCUGCAAAAACAGUAGCUUUAUAUAAAGGAGUUCCUUGGUGGAUCAUCUUGGUUGCUAUUCUCGCUGGAUUAUUAAUGCUUGCUUUGUUGGUGUUCUUAUUGUGGAAGUGCGGGUUCUUCCAGCGUUCCAGGUACGAUGACAGCAUCCCCCGCUACCAUGCUGUAAGAAUUCGGAAGGAAGAAAGGCAGAUUAAAGAUGGAAAAGCUAAAGAGAACCAUGCAAAAAAACAGUGGAUGACAAAAUGGAAUGGAAAUGAAAGUUAUUCCUAGGGAUCCCAGCUAAAAUCCCAGAUUGGAUGGAUUUUAAAUGUCUUUGAGCAACAUGAUGGAUGCAAGUGGAGGACCUGUUUGUUUUAUAAUUA
Protobothrops mucrosquamatus (brown spotted pit viper) is the source of this 3209-nucleotide messenger RNA. RefSeq names its product integrin subunit alpha 6 (gene ITGA6). Bases 157 to 3117 code for a protein of 986 amino acids. The transcript is spliced from 24 exons. Gene Ontology annotation, biological process: cell-cell adhesion; leukocyte migration; cell-matrix adhesion. The record is from RefSeq and is a predicted model, not a curated record. Gene Ontology annotation, molecular function: integrin binding. Gene Ontology annotation, cellular component: external side of plasma membrane; integrin complex. NCBI's taxonomy places the organism in Eukaryota, Metazoa, Chordata, Lepidosauria, Squamata, Viperidae.